AUGCCACCAAUUCGCUCUAAAGAUGCUAGGAACUCUAUAGAGAUAGAGGGAAGACUUGAACUCGCGAUAAAUGCUAUUAAAAAGCAGGAAAUAUCCUCUAUUUCUGAAGCUGCACGCAUCUUUAAUGUGCCACGCUCUACACUUGGUCAUAGACUCAGUGGUCGAUCUUCACGGGUGAAUUUACGCGCAAAUUCACAUAAAUUAACUCCUGCUGAAGAGGAUAAGCUUGUUCAAUGGAUCCUAGACCUAGCUUUACGAGGACUACCACCCCGGCCUGCAUUUGUGGAGAAUAUGGCUAAUCAUCUUCUUGCCAUACGGAAGCCUAGCCAUACAAACCACCCUCCUCGCGUUGGCAAGAACUGGGUGUCAAAUCUAGUGGCACGCCGUCCAGAGCUCCAAUGCCGCUUCUCAAGACGCUAUAACCAUGAUCGGGCCAAGUGUGAAGACCGCAGGAUUGUGGAGGGUUGGUUUAAGACCCUAGAGAGGCCUGGGAAUCGUGAGUGGGUGACUGCAAUUGAGUCAGUCAACGCGUUCAGGAUGGGGCCCCUCCCGCCGUAUAUUAUCCUCAAAGGUCACAAUAUUCAGGAAGGCUGGUUUGACGGGCUGCCCGAAGGGCUGGAGAUUGGAUGGUUGGAACCCCAUAUUCUUCUUAUUCUAGACGAGCACGGCAGUCAUCUUACUCCGGAAUUUGACCAAAUCUGCAGUGAGAAUAAGAUUAUUCCUCUCUGCAUGCCACCACAUUCUUCACACCUUUUGCAGCCACUAGAUGUGGGUGUUUUUGCACCUUUAAAGCGCGCGUACGGAACCCUAGUUGAACAGCGAAUGCGGCUAGGAUUCAACACCAUUAAGAAGGCAGAUUUCCUAGAUGCCUAUCCUGCAGCACGUCGGGAAGCCUUCAAGGCUUCAAACAUUCAAAGUGGGUUCAGGGCCACUGGAAUAGUUCCAUUGGAUCCUCAAUGCGUUGUUCAGCAGCUGAAUAUUCAACUCCGAACCCCUACUCCCCCAGCCAGCAGGUCAAGCAAUUCAACGUCAUCCUGGAUCCUACAAACACCUAGUAACCCCCGGCAAUUGCAGAAGCAGGUGAAUAAGGUCAGAAAUCUUAUGGAUCAGGAUCAACCUCAUGGGUUAGUGGAAGGCUUUGACCAAAUAAUCAAGGCCUGCGAAUACGGGAUGGUCAGCGCCAUGGUUAUGAAGAAGCAGUAUGAGGAUAUUUUCAAUGCAAAUGAGAAAGAGAAGCAAAAACGCAAGAGGUCUACACGCAGGAUCCCAAGUGCAGGGGGUCUAACUAGGAAUGAAGCUCAGAAUCUUAUUAUUCCUGCAGCUGAGCCUGUUGAACAGCCUGUUAUUCAACAUUCCGUACCUGCGGCCCCGGAGCCUAGACCCCGCAUACGAGCGCCACAACGCUGCAGCAAUUGCAAUACUGUUGGGCAUACAAGAAUAAGAUGUCCUCAACUUCAUGUAAUUUAA
Messenger RNA from Histoplasma mississippiense, 1467 nucleotides. RefSeq lists its product as hypothetical. The coding region runs from base 1 to 1467 and encodes 488 amino acids. Gene Ontology annotation, molecular function: DNA binding. The transcript has 3 exons. Lineage: Eukaryota; Fungi; Ascomycota; Eurotiomycetes; Onygenales; Ajellomycetaceae. Gene Ontology annotation, cellular component: nucleus. The record is from RefSeq and is a predicted model, not a curated record.